AAGAAACCAUUCUCCAAUUGUUUUAAAGCAGUGAAUCUUGUAGAUCGACAAAACAAGUGACUCGUAGCAUAGUAGAUCUGACGUUAUGUUUCAUUCCCAUGACAGAUAGGGCAAAGAUAUGUGAUACUUCGAUAUUAACGUAAAUAUAUAUGGCGAUUAAAAGUAUGUAAACGUCGCGUGAUUUCAACGAGAUCCGCAUGACGGACUGUUAGUUACUCGGAAUCUGUCGAUUUUGGCAAGCCCCAAGAAAUGGACGCGUACAGAUCUUUUCUGAUAGAUUUUCUCGCAGGCGGUCUGUCCGCGGCGAUUGCAAAGACAGCAGUCGCUCCUCUAGAAAGAGUGAAAUUAUUGCUGCAAGUGCAGCAUACCUCGAAGCAGAUAAGGCCUGAACAACAGUACAAGGGUAUGAUAGACGCGUUUGUUCGUAUACCUCAGGAAACGGGAUUUCUUAGUUUCUACAGAGGCAAUUUCGCCAACGUUAUUCGAUACUUUCCAACUCAAGCACUCAAUUUUGCAUUCAAAGAUAAAUUUAAGGCCUUCUUCCUGGGAGAUGUGCCGCCAGAUGCUUUCUGGCGACAGUUUGCUGGAAAUCUGGCAGCCGGCGGUGCCGCUGGUGCGACAUCGCUCUUAUUCGUGUAUCCGCUCGACUUGGCCCGUACCAGAUUAGCCGCCGACGUCGGAAAAGGUGAGAAACGGGAAUUCAAGGGUAUAACCGACUGUAUACUAAAGAUUUUUAAAUCGGACGGAUUUUUUGGACUGUAUCGUGGCUUCAACGUUAGCGUACAGGGAAUCGUUAUAUAUCGCGCGACAUACUUUGGAUUUUAUGAUACUAUGAAGGGUAUUAUGCUGUCCGAUCCGAAGAGCACACCGUUGUACAUGAAUUUUAUAAUCGCCGAGAUAGUAACAACGAUGGCGGGUAUCGUGUCCUACCCUUUCGAUACAGUUAGAAGACGAAUGAUGAUGCAAUCAGGACGAAGUAAGGCUGACAUAAUGUAUAAAAACACACUGGAUUGUUGGGUAAAAAUAACGAGAAACGAAGGUCCCGGAGCUUUCUUCAAAGGUGCAUUCUCUAACAUUCUUCGCGGCACCGGUGGUGCUCUCGUCUUAACAUUAUACGAUACGAUCAAAGAUUCGCUUGGAAAAGUAAUCUUAAAAGAUUGAAAACCUUAGGAAUUCAUUAAGUCCUCUACCACUGCAAAAACUUGUCUUAUAAAAUAUAUACGGUUAAGUGUUCGAGUUUUAUACAUAAUUAUCUAAGAAUUUUCAUCUAGUGCAAUAAUAAAUAUUAUUGAAAAGAAUUUUAUCAAAAACAUAGUAAAGAUGAUUUCUGUGUUUUACUAUUGUUUUCACAACUAAAAAUACUUUUGAAAGCUAGCCUUACAGCGUGGCGACAAAAUAUUAUCGAAAUCCCUCCGCGAAUUAGCUCUAUGCUGACAUAUAAUCUAAAAAUUAAUUUUUUUAUUUAGGAUUAUAUAGUAAAUAUUAAACCUGAAAUAUUUAUUUAUAGAUACUUCUAAUAAGAAUGUACAUGUCGCAAUAAGCGCGGUUAAUAUAUAUUUGAUAGUUUAUUUUUCAAUGCACUAUAAUCAC
Molecule: messenger RNA, 1590 nt
Organism: Temnothorax curvispinosus
Lineage: Eukaryota; Metazoa; Arthropoda; Insecta; Hymenoptera; Formicidae
Gene: Flo1
Product: ADP,ATP carrier protein
Exons: 4
Coding region: 250-1161 (303 amino acids)
Biological process (GO): mitochondrial ATP transmembrane transport; mitochondrial ADP transmembrane transport
Cellular component (GO): mitochondrial inner membrane
Molecular function (GO): ATP:ADP antiporter activity
Source: RefSeq, a predicted model, not a curated record